AUGACUUCCGAAGUCAGCAAAGGUGAUGUUGCCCUCGACAACAAAGAUUACGGGCUUGCAAUUGCCCAUUUCUCUACGGCCCUACUGUCUACGCAGGCGCCUACCUGGCUACUUAAGCGUGCAACAGCAUACCAUCGUCUAGGCCAAUUUGAACACGCGCUCGCCGACGCCAACAGUGCCGUACUCGUAGCCCUCGGCAGAGGUAAGCGUGAACUAAUAGCUGAUGCAUAUUUUCGCCGCGGUAUCGUUCUUCAUGGUAUGAAGCAGUACGGAAAUUCACGUAUGUGCUUUCACUGGACCCGUCAGUACAAUGAAAAGUUAAACGGACUCGGCAUGUGGAUUGCUAAAGUCACAGCCGACUACGAUGCUGCAGGAGGUGACGAGGCAGAAUGCAAUGCUGUGACUAUAAAGGAGGUACCAGAUAAGAUCGAGCCAUUACCUUCGUCUAAUACAUCAGUCCAUAAUAGUGAGGGAGUUUCUUCUCCGGUAACAAUCUCUGCCGGAAAGAAAGUAACGGAAUCUACGCCAACUUCUACAUCUAAUGUUAGACAUGAAUGGUAUCAAUCCCAAAACGCCGUUACGGUAGAAAUUUUAGCCAAAAAUAUCCCAUUUAGAACUACAGAUAUCAAAAUAAUGAAAACCAGCUUAGAAGUUAGUUUUCCCAUCGGGACCUCACAAGAGAUAUACAGCCUUUGCAUUAACCCACUGUUUGGGGAAAUUGAUUCGACAAAGAGCACCUUUCGUAUAGCAACACAUAAGAUUGAGCUUGUAUUGAAAAAGUCUAAGUACGGUCUCAAGUGGCCAGCUUUAGAGGCUACCAAGUCUCACAAUGUGAGUGAUUCCAGAGAAUCUAUCAUGAUGCCCUCCCCUGACGUUAUGUGCGACAAAUCAUCAUCAAAACCUCCUGUUUAUCCGACUUCGUCAAAAGCUGGACCAAAGAAUUGGGAUACCUUGGUUCAAGAUGAGAAUGACGACGACACCGAUGGACCUGAUGCAUUCUUCAAGACGCUUUACAAGAACGCGGAUUCAGAUACCAAGAGAGCUAUGAUGAAGAGUUUCCAGGAGAGUAAUGGAACCUCAUUGAGCACGCAAUGGAGUGAUGUCAGUAGUCGAACGUUCGAAACUGUACCGCCCCAAGGGGUUGAGGCCAAGAAAUGGGGGGAUUGA
Blumeria graminis f. sp. triticale is the source of this 1167-nucleotide messenger RNA. Lineage: Eukaryota; Fungi; Ascomycota; Leotiomycetes; Helotiales; Erysiphaceae. The record is from the annotation of a GenBank genome assembly.